Penicillium verhagenii is the source of this 792-nucleotide messenger RNA. RefSeq lists its product as uncharacterized. NCBI's taxonomy places the organism in Eukaryota, Fungi, Ascomycota, Eurotiomycetes, Eurotiales, Aspergillaceae. Gene Ontology annotation, molecular function: oxidoreductase activity. The record is from RefSeq and is a predicted model, not a curated record. The transcript is spliced from 2 exons. Bases 1 to 792 code for a protein of 263 amino acids.
AUGACACAAUCAAUCCACCAGGUUCCUUAUUUUCCAGAUCGCAAUGAGUAUGAAACUCGUAUACUCGGCCAUUUACCGAAAGAGGCCGUGGAAAGAAGUCUUCCCCAUGGUUUUCCGCAGAAACUGACAUCGGAUAUGGCUUGGGAAGGAAUGGAUAUUUCCAUGGAUCAUCCUGCAGGCGAUGAGACGUCAUACCUGCUGGUCCUGAACGAUGUGCAGCUGAAUGAGAUUCAUGCAGCGCUCAGACACUUCCAAAGACUGAGUCAGCCAAUCGAGAGUCUGGGCCCUUCCACGUUUCCUCUGCCUUCUUUACACCCAACUCUCCGAUCCGCAUCCGAUAACUUGCAUUCGGGGUACGGAUUUACCCUCAUUCGCGGAGUCCCAGUGGAUCAAUAUUCUCGUGAAGAAAACAUCAUCAUCUAUGUCGGCAUUUCUGCCCACAUUGCCGUCAUCCGCGGUCGCCAAGAUCAUCAAUUUGAGGGGCACCCCGCAGACGUGAUGAUGGCCCACAUAACCGAUAUGAGGCGCCCGGGGGACGUGCAAGACUUUGCUUUGGCGGCAUAUGCAGACGGAGAGGUGGUGUAUCACACAGAUGUAGGGGAUAUCGUAUCCCUUUUCGUUCUAAGUGGUCCCUUAAAUGGCGGUGAGAGUCUGCUUGCGAGUGCAUGGACAGUGUACAAUGCUCUGGCCGAGACACGCCCAGAUCUGAUCUGUGUAUUGGCGGAGGAUUGGCCGAUACCUAGGUGUGCAAAAAUCCCUAGACUGGCCCUGAUACAUCUAAGAUGGAGCUGA